ACUUACCAGUUAGACUACAACUCCCAACAAGCACAGCAAAGAAUCAUAAGACUUCCUUUUUAUUACAAAGGUCAUUACACGUAACAAGCUGGCUGAGAUCUUUUGGCCAGCAGUAUGGGGCGGCUGGAUGGGAAAGUAAUACUUCUGUCUGCUGCAGCACAAGGGAUUGGAAAAGCCACUGCUAUCGCUUUUGCUAAAGAAGGAGCCAAAGUCAUUGCUACAGACAUCAAUAAGACUAAGCUGCAAGAACUGGAGAAGCAUCCAGGCAUUCAAAUACGGGUUCUGGAUGUCACCAAAAGGCAACAGAUAGAAGAGCUGGCAGAGGAGAUUGAAAGGAUAGAUGUCCUCUGUAAUAUUGCAGGGUUUGUUCAUCAUGGGACCAUUCUGGAUUGUGAAGAACGAGACUGGAACUUUGCUAUGAACCUCAAUGUUCGCAGCAUGUAUCUAAUGAUCAAGACAUUCCUUCCUAAAAUGAUUAAACAGAAAUCUGGAAAUAUUAUAAAUAUGUCUUCUGUGGCAUCCAGCAUUAAAGGAGUUGUGAACAGAUGUGUAUAUAGUACUUCCAAGGCAGCAGUUAUUGGUCUAACAAAGUCUGUGGCUGCUGAUUUCAUUGAACAAGGGAUCAGAUGCAACUGUGUAUGUCCUGGAACUGUUGACACACCAUCUUUACAGGAAAGAAUCAAAGCCCAAUCUAACCCAGACCAGGCACUGAAAGAUUUCCUAGCCAGACAGAGGAUUGGCAGGAUGGCUACCGCUGAAGAAGUGGCCCAUCUCUUUGUGUACUUGGCUUCUGAGGAAUCUGCCUACAUGACUGGCAAUGAAGUUGUCAUUGAUGGAGGAUGGAGCUUGUGAUCAACUCUACCUGUAGAUGGAAAUCCAUACAAUGAAAGGCAAAAAGUGAAGAUCAUGUUUCUCAGUUAAGAGUUUUCAAAGUUUUAAAUCACUUACAGGAUGUAACCUAGAACAAAUUUGGUGCAUUUCUAUGGUUGUGCGAUCUCAUUCUAUAAUCAGUCUUGUUUUAAGCAAAUCUAAAUGAAAGGAAUUAAUGCCAUCGUUAUUCUCAACCUGGAAAAUAUUUAGAAUUUAAACAUUCACAAUUCUUACCAGCAUUGAGACUAUCCAGAGAAAACAGACUACUUUUAAAGCAGCCAAAAAGUUAUCAAAUUUAAUGUUUAUUUUAAACAACAGAAGAAAGCAGAAGUGGUAUAUGUGAAGGUUGAAAUGAUUUUGUUACUCAUGACAGACAUUUACUUUAAGAGAACACACUAGAUCUUGCAAAUUAUACCUGAAAAUCCAUCCUGCUUUGCAGACUUUCGUUUCUGCUCACUUCUAUCAUUAGCAAAAUGGUUUUUGAAAACAGUAAUGACUAUAGAAAAAUAGUUUGUGUUGGACUGUUGAAAAGAAUCUGACCUGACAUCCAGAGUAGAAGGUACAAGACUGUCAGAGGCUGUUUGGAUAUAUAGUGUAUGGGCAGAAGAAAUUCCUGCACAUAAGGAAUUAGUAUACAUGCACAACUGUUUUCUGCAACUACAAUAUCCAUUUUCCCAUAUACUGGACAAGUUAGACUGUUGAAAUUUUGAACAAGUCAUAGCCCAAAAAGCUAUGACCAUUAGAAGCAGUACAACUGGCUGCCUUGUGGUUCCACAGUGUUUUUUUGUUUAGGCAUAUGAAGAUUAUAGACAUUGUCUUUGUAAAGCAGAGAUGGUAGAAGAUAAAUUGUUAUAAUGCUGUUAAAAGACUAUGCUCUCCGCAUGCUGUAAGCCUUACAGAAUCAGGUAGUUUCGCAGUCAGUUUCAAAAUUAAUACAUUUACUAGUACUAAAGAGGUCUUACUGAGGAGAAACUGAGGCCCAAACUGUUUCAUUAAUGGCAUAACUCACUUUUAAAAUAGUCUUCAAAAUAUUUUAACUGUUUCUUUUAUUUUUCAUGGGCAGAAAGCACUAUUCAAGAAUAUCACUCUGAUAGACGUGUAUACGUGUAAGCGGUGUUCUUAGAUACACGUGUGAAUCUUCCAGAAUAUAUUUUACUUCAGGUGUAGAAGCAAAAGGAGUGGGAUUUUUACCACUUAAAAUAGAACAAAUAUGUUCCUCUCCCAGAAGGAUUUACUAGUGAAUGUACCAAUACAGGACAAAUAUUAUCAAUUCUACAGAUUAGGUUCUAUGCUUAGAUAUUCCAUUGCUUGGGUAUCAGACACAAAUAUACUUCUUGCUAAAAAUUAAAACUAAAUUUCUCUCAAAGUGACUGUUUCUACAAGAGUUUGUAUUGAUAAUUUUUAUCCUAGUAGCACACUGAAGCUUUGAUUUACAAAUCAGAAACCUGCCAUGGUAAAGAAUCAUACUGAGAAGAAAAAAAAAAAAAGACAUGACCAAAGACCUAAGGCAA
Molecule: messenger RNA, 2381 nt
Organism: Meleagris gallopavo (turkey)
Lineage: Eukaryota; Metazoa; Chordata; Aves; Galliformes; Phasianidae
Gene: BDH2
Product: 3-hydroxybutyrate dehydrogenase 2
Biological process (GO): siderophore biosynthetic process
Cellular component (GO): cytoplasm
Molecular function (GO): 3-hydroxybutyrate dehydrogenase activity
Source: RefSeq, a predicted model, not a curated record